AUGCCUCCAAAGAAGGCUGCUGCCGCAGAAAAAAAAGUUUUGCUUGGGCGUCCAAGUAAUAACUUGAAGAUCGGUAUCGUCGGUCUUCCGAAUGUCGGAAAAUCGUCUUUCUUUAAUGUUCUAUCCGACACCGAUUUGGGAAAGGCUGCCAACUUUCCAUACGCCACGAUUAACCCAGAAGAAGCGCGUAUCCCUGUGCCGGAUACACGUUUCGAGUGGCUUUGCGAUUUGUACAAGCCCGCCUCGCGCGUACCCGCUUUCCUCACCUGCAUUGAUAUUGCCGGUCUUACCGCGGGUGCAUCAACAGGUGCAGGACUUGGAAAUUCAUUCUUGUCCCACGUCCGCGCUGUCGAUGGUAUUUUCCAAGUGGUCCGUGCUUUCGAUGACGCGGAAGUCAUCCAUGUAGAGGGCGAUGUUGACCCUCUGCGUGAUAUGGAGAUCAUCCAGACCGAGCUUCGCCUGAAAGAUAUUGAAUGGGUUGAGAAGCACCUUGACGGUCUCAAGCGCACUGGUCGAUCGCUUGGCAACAACAGCCUGGCAGAUAAAGCUAAGAAGGAAGAAAUCGGAACAGUUGAGAAAGUCCUUAAGACCCUUACUGUUGAUAACAAGGAUGUCAGGAAGGGCGAAUGGACAAACAAAGAGAUCGAGGUCGUCAACAGCCUUACCCUACUCACCGCCAAGCCCAUCACUUACCUGGUCAAUCUCAGCGAGAAAGACUACAUCCGCAAGAAGAACAAGUGGUUAGCCAAGAUCAAAGGAUGGAUUGACGCACACAAUCCCGGUGACCCCCUCAUACCAUUCUCUGUGGCGCUGGAGGAGCGCCUUGCGCAGCUUCCAGAGGAUGAGCGUGUCGAGGCUCAAAAGGAACCAGGAGCGCAGAGUGCCCUCGGCAAAAUAACGCAAGCGGGGUACUCAAGUCUUGAUCUAAUCCGCUACUUCACGUGUGGACCUGAUGAAGUGCGUGCUUGGACGAUUCGCAAGGGGACAAAGGCACCUCAAGCGGCCGGUGUUAUUCACUCGGACUUUGAGAACAAGUUCGUUUGCGGUGAAAUCAUGACAUAUGAAGACCUCAAGGAACACGGAAGCGACGCUGCAGUCAAGGCUGCAGGUAAACUGAGACAGCAAGGCAAGCCUUAUGAGAUGAUAGACGGGGAUAUUGCUUACUGGAAAUCUGGUUAA
Suillus paluster is the source of this 1179-nucleotide messenger RNA. RefSeq names its product P-loop containing nucleoside triphosphate hydrolase protein. Gene Ontology annotation, cellular component: cytoplasm. The transcript is spliced from 10 exons. The coding region runs from base 1 to 1179 and encodes 392 amino acids. The record is from RefSeq and is a predicted model, not a curated record. Gene Ontology annotation, molecular function: ATP binding; GTP binding; ATP hydrolysis activity. Lineage: Eukaryota; Fungi; Basidiomycota; Agaricomycetes; Boletales; Suillaceae.